CCAUAGCCUACUGUUGCCUUGUUUGGUGAAGAAGGGAAUUCAAGAUGCAGUUCCUAAUUUCAUCCUUUUUCACGGCAUUCUUUUUUGAAAUGAGCUAUGGUGCAGAUUGGUGCUACCAAAGUCAAUCACCGUGUGAGACGCAUUGUAAGGGACCCCUUGAGUGGCAUGAUGUUAAUGCAGAGUGUGGACGCUCAAGGCAGUCUCCCAUUAACAUUGUGUCCAAGAAGACCCUGCCUGAUGACCGCCUCACACCCUUCAAGUUCACGGGCUACGAGCACGCCUUCAAACCCACAAUCAAAAACAAUGGCCACUCUGUAAAGGUGGAGAUCAAGCAUGGGGCAACUGUGAGUGGAGGAGACUUGGAUGGGGUCUACAAGGCUGUCCAGUUCCACUUGCACUGGGGCAAGAAUGGCGGGCCAGGGUCCGAGCACACAGUGGAUGGGGAGCAGUACCCUAUGGAGUUGCAUAUUGUUCACAUGAAGGACAAAUACAGUAAUCUUGGUGAUGCGCUGAAGGACCCCAGUGGUGUAGCCGUUCUUGGCUUCUUCUACGAGCCAUCAACAGCGGUCAAUAGAAAUUAUGAUACUUUCAUAUCAACUCUGGGAAACGUCAUAAAUAAUGAUGCCGUAGCAGAAUUCCCACGUUCCGUUUCCCUACACCAGCUCAUCCUGAGCGAGAGCAACAUGACCAACUACUACCGCUACCUGGGCUCCCUCACCACCCCGGGCUGCACUGAGGCGGUGGUCUGGACUGUGUUUGAGCACGCCAUCCCCCUCGCCAAGAGCCAGCUCAGCGAGUUCUCCAGACUAAAGUUCGCGGACGGGAAGAGCAUGGUCGACACAUUCCGGCCGGUGCAGCCACUCAACGGCCGGCAGGUGUACCGAUCGGGCAGCGUCACCGUCCUCUCUAGCGCCGCCCUGUUGGUGGGUGCGCUGUUCACGGCCCUCCGCCUGUCUCACCCCAACUAAGGGGGGUGGGGUUGAGGUUCCAACCGGGGCGCACCGUAUCCACGCAUGAACACAAUGAGUUCUUACCGAGUCUCCCAAACCAAGUAACCAAAUCCAGUGAAGCAAUCAAAAAAAACUACAACGCCCACCACCACCACCUCCCCCCUCUCUGAGAAUCAGCUCACCUCCACGUUCCUAAGUGAUUUGCGAGCCAUAGGCCCCUUGCAGAUU
Messenger RNA from Sardina pilchardus (European sardine), 1178 nucleotides. RefSeq names its product carbonic anhydrase IV a (gene ca4a). The transcript is spliced from 8 exons. Gene Ontology annotation, biological process: one-carbon metabolic process. The record is from RefSeq and is a predicted model, not a curated record. Gene Ontology annotation, cellular component: plasma membrane. NCBI's taxonomy places the organism in Eukaryota, Metazoa, Chordata, Actinopteri, Clupeiformes, Clupeidae. The coding region runs from base 45 to 968 and encodes 307 amino acids. Gene Ontology annotation, molecular function: carbonate dehydratase activity; zinc ion binding.